Molecule: messenger RNA, 1730 nt
Organism: Liolophura sinensis
Lineage: Eukaryota; Metazoa; Mollusca; Polyplacophora; Chitonida; Chitonidae
Product: ninjurin-2-like
Exons: 3
Coding region: 318-956 (212 amino acids)
Biological process (GO): cell adhesion; tissue regeneration
Cellular component (GO): membrane
Source: RefSeq, a predicted model, not a curated record
AGGGUACAAGCGGUGCACACCGUUGCUAAUUGUAUGGAAGUGCGACUUAAUGCUUGAAACAAAAGUGAAUAAAGAUUACGAAAGGUCUCAGAAAUGAUGUGAUACAACGUAAGUGGAUCGGAUUUACAAAUCAUCAUAUAGCGACCUCGUUUAUGGACUAUUUUCAUCCAGGGGUGAAUGGUCUCACGUUGUACAAUGAACGUUGAAAGACACGAUGACUAGCGCAUGACUUGUAAUUUGACGAAGGCUAUACGGAGUUAAGUUAACAUUUACUAUCUGACCACAAAACGUAGGGCGGAUUGUUCCCUUGUCACAUCAUGUCCGACAGAGACCUUAUCAUCCCCAAGUCUAACGGCCGUUCUCCCCCGGAGGAAGACAAAGGGCGGGAAAACGGAAAGGAUGGGAUAGCAGCAGGCACGUACGGGUCACGUGACUCAUCAGUGAACAUAGACGUGCCGGGCGACAAGAAGAGCAGCAAUAGCAAAGAACCGGAAAGUUCUGAAAAGCCGGCAGAUCCACCCAAGCAAAAGAAAUUUAGAAACAAUCGCUACGCGACCAAGAAGACGGCAGGUCAAGGUUUGAUGGGUGUUUCUCUCAUCACCAGUAACACGUCCCAGCUGAAAACCACACUUGACGACGGUCCAGGAUCGUCGUACUUCGUGCUCUUGAUUACGCUUCUGCUGUUUUCACUACUUCUUCAGGUCAUCGUAGGAAUAUUGCUGAUGAUAAUUGGGGCUAGGGAAUCUAAACUGGAAGGGGACACAGCAAACAAAGGGACCAAAAAGACAGAAAAACUGAAUGACAUUUCCACCCUAUUAAUGUUUUUGAUUACCAUGGUAAAUGCUGCCCUCGCCGCCUUCACGGUUAAUCCUGAGGGUAUGGCGAUGUCUUCGUCAACUGUAUUGACAACGCCCAUUUAUACGACUAACGCCACCACUUUCCCACCAAAUGUGUAAUCAGGCAUCCGCUGAACAAUGCUACACUAAAUCUUGGACCUUUUCUGGCCGAGUCGUCUAAUGGGUUUCCGUACGGACACCAAACUUUGUUAAGUUAUGCCGCGUGGUUAAAUUUAGCUCCUGUCGACUCGGAUUGCAUUGGACAGCAUUGGAUUGGAAAAGAUUUUAUGGGAUGGACUGGAUUGGGGAUGAGAUGGGGUCGGACGGGAAUGAUUGAUUUGGAUCUGAGUGCAUUGGAUUGUUGUUUGAUGUGUUACUCAAGCCAGAUUGAGGUCAGAAGGCUUGUCCUGGAGCAGCCCGAAAAGCAGCGUUGCCUUACACUUGCACAUCGUGGCAUGUGUGAAAUACAUGUAUGUUUGAUUGACAAUGACGUAAAACAUAAAUAAAGUAAUAAUACGACAUUUCCACAGUGGUGAUGAUUAUGAAAGAUAAUACAGUAAGCGUGCAGAAAGUGUUUGCAUGCAUAUGACAGAUAUUGACAAUUUUGUGCAUGUAUAAAUAACUUUUUUCUAAAACCUCCAUAAAAUAUAAGGUAACAAUAAUUUUUUAUGAGCACGGAAUAUUCAAAUCUGAUAAACCUAAGACAAACAAUAAACCAAUAAGAUUUCACAACAUAGGCAAGAAAUAUUCAAACUUGUGAAUACAAGUUUAAGCAGUUUAGAUCCUCUGGUCCUGUUUAUUCAAGAUUUAUGUUAAAAUGACGGGCUUAAAACUUGUAUAUAAACUUAGUUCUGAACAUCUUACCUAAAUAGACACCAAGUUCCUUGUAAUCUG